ACACUAAAUGGUUAUAACUAUAAGAAAUCAAAUAUUAUAUCUGGUUUCGAAGAAAAGGCCAUUGGUUGUAGUACUUCAGAUAGUCCAAUUUUUGGAACCACCAAUUUGAAUAUUCAAAGUGGUUCAAAAUCUUCCGAAUCAGGCAACCAACUCGGAGCACAAAAAAGCUCGAUCUUGUGGGGUGCCGGUUCUCACAAGAAAGAGCACCAUGAUAAAAAAGAAUACAAAAAAGCUUGGACUAUUUUUUCUGAAAUUGAUACUAGCAAAUGCUUUUUUUACGAAAAAAAAGAUAAUGAAGGACGUAAACUCUUAUUAGAAUUAAAUAAAAGUAAUACCGAAUACAAAUAUGGUGCAAAAUAUUUGAUUGCAAUUAAUUCACUUAAAGAUAGUAAUCCAGGUUUCAAGAAAGAUGAGAAACUUGAUUAUAAAAACUAUAAGGAAAUUAAUGAUAACUCUUUGAAUGCAAAGGAUUAUUUUAUUUCUAAACCUAAUUUAUGUAUUGAAUUUUCUUGUGAU
Molecule: messenger RNA, 516 nt
Organism: Racocetra persica
Lineage: Eukaryota; Fungi; Glomeromycota; Glomeromycetes; Diversisporales; Gigasporaceae
Source: the annotation of a GenBank genome assembly